This is a messenger RNA of Prunus mume (Japanese apricot), 1751 nucleotides long. RefSeq names its product putative aldo-keto reductase 2. Lineage: Eukaryota; Viridiplantae; Streptophyta; Magnoliopsida; Rosales; Rosaceae. The record is from RefSeq and is a predicted model, not a curated record. Gene Ontology annotation, cellular component: cytoplasm.
AGAAAGGAAAAACAAAAAAGAAACAAAAAACUCUCUCCAGCACUAGGCAUCGCCUGCUCCCAAGCCACAUGCCACAAUCCGCCAUCUCCAUGUCGAAAUCUCCCUCAGCCCCCUUCCCCUUCUUGGACACCAUGCGUAGCCGCCCUAAAAAAAUUUCGCAGCACACCCAUUCCUCCCCCACCUCCCAAAAAAAAAAAAAGAAACCCCAGGACCACCUCUAGCACAAAAUCAAACCUGACCCAAAUUUGUUAAACCUCUUUCUAAUAGCAUGGUCUGGUGUGCUGGUUUGGGAAUCUUCCCUUCAAAUAUGGUGAUUUCAUUUUGAGAUGAGACAUUAGUCUGAAGGGCGAGAGCGAAUACCAGACGGUGGCUUGUUCAAAAGACAAGCAUCAGUUGCAGUGGCUUCCGCGUCAGCCAUGACGCUUGCUGCACCUCAGUGAAUUGUUUCUGAUUGGCCAGCUCGUUUGAAGUUUUCACUUUCUGCAGAUAUAAAUAUACGAACCAAACUGAAACAACCACAGAUAGCAAAUGGCAGGAGGAGUGAGGAGAAUAAAGUUGGGUUCACAAGGCCUUGAGGUCUCUGCUCAAGGCCUGGGAUGUAUAGGCAUGUCUGGCUUCUAUGACGCUCCGAAGCCCGACGCAGACAUGAUCAGUCUCAUCCACCAUGCCAUUGAUUCCGGCGUCACCUUCCUCGACACCUCUGACUUCUACGGCCCCUUUACCAACGAAAUUCUGCUUGGCAAGGCUCUGAAGGGAGGGCUAAGAGAGAAGGUUGAAUUGGCCACCAAGUUUGGCAUCUACUUAGUAGACAAGAAGAGGGAGGUGCGAGGUGACCCUGCCUAUGUGAGGGCUGCUGCUGAGGAUAGCUUGAAGCGCCUUGGUGUUGAUUCUGUUGAUCUCUAUUAUCAGCAUCGGAUUGACACCACUGUACCCAUAGAAGUCACGGUAGGGGAAUUGAAGAAACUAGUUGAAGAGGGUAAGGUGAAGUACAUUGGCCUAUCUGAGGCCUCCGCUUCUACAAUAAGAAGAGCACAUGCUGUUCAUCCAAUAACAGCUGUGCAGUUGGAGUGGUCCUUGUGGUCGAGAGAUGCUGAGGCAGAAAUAGUUCCUACUUGCCGGGAACUUGGCAUUGGUAUUGUUGCAUACAGUCCUCUAGGGAGAGGAUUCUUUUCAUCAGGCGCUGAGUUCGUCAAAAACCUCUCCCAUGAUGAUUCUCGAAAGGAUCACCCCAGGUUCCAAUCCGAAAACGUAGAGCAUAAUAAAGCACUAUUCGAGCGGGUUAGUGAUCUUGCUGCAAGGAAAGGGUGCACCCCCUCUCAGCUAGCACUGGCCUGGGUUCAUCAUCAAGGAAACGAUGUGUGUCCGAUACCCGGAACCACCAAGAUUGAGAAUUUUAACCAGAACAUUGGUGCUCUCUCUCUGAAACUGACACCAGAAGAACUGGCUGAGCUUGAUUCUUUUGCUUCUGCUGAUGCCGUUAAAGGUGGCAGAUAUCAGAGUGGCUUUAGCACUUGGAAGAACUCUGAAACUCCUCCAGUGUCUUCAUGGAAAGCCACAUGAGCAUGUGCAUUUUGUCAUGUCAUAAUGCUUCUUUGUACCUCACGAGCUUUGUGAAUUUCCUUACCGUUAUGAGAAUAAGUAGUGCAUGUUAAGUGGUAUGUAAUGACUGACUUUGAGACGUUCGUCAUUUUGUACGCAGAUUUCAUCAUGUUGUAUGAGUAUUCAAAACUAUGAAAUAGUCUGGGGUGAAG